This is a messenger RNA of Rotaria sp. Silwood1, 480 nucleotides long. The record is from the annotation of a GenBank genome assembly. NCBI's taxonomy places the organism in Eukaryota, Metazoa, Rotifera, Eurotatoria, Philodinida, Philodinidae.
AUGUUAACAACACCAUUCAGUAUUCCUAGUCAUUGUAAUCAAAGUGUAUCAGCUGGCAAGUGUCGUGCUUCUCUUGCUUUUACAUAUGGUGUUGCAGACUAUACGAUUAAUUGUUACGAUUCAAAUGAAAAUGAACGUCAAUGUGGUACAUUAGCACAGCGAGGUUCAUGUGUUAUAUCGCAUAACAUAUUUCAAGAUAAAAUAGAUCGUUCGUGCGAUGACAAAAUGCUAAGCAGCCUAGUAUCCGUCAAUAUAAUUCAAUCGCCUAGUUCAGCCACCUUUAUUGUUUACUGUAAUCAAGCGUUAUGUAAUACAAAUUCAACAUUACAAAAAGUUAAAGAUAUUAUGUUCCAAUACAAUGUUACAGCAACAUCAGAUGGACGAUUAAUUGAUGUAGAAUAUGUUGGUAAUUAUGAAUCAAAAUUGAUGAUAUCUAUUCCACUCAUGAUAAUGAUAAUUUUUGGUCUUCUGUCAAAUUGA